UCGUCUGACGGACACUCAACUGUUUUACUCGGUGGUGCCGACACGUCAUUCCAAGUCGCAAAUUAAUUAAGUGCAAAUUAAUUUAACCUGUUUGUCGUCUAGGAAUAUCGCCUUCCCCGUCGCGAGUCCCACCCACAAAGUUCAUCAUGGGAUUGACACUUUCCAGCGUGUUGUCUCGCCUUUUUGGGAAGAAGCAGAUGCGUAUUUUGAUGGUGGGUCUGGAUGCGGCUGGAAAAACUACAAUUUUAUACAAAUUUAAGUUGGGAGAAAUCGUGACGACAAUUCCAACCAUUGGGUUCAACGUCGAAACUGUGGAGUACAAAAACAUUUGCUUUACGGUGUGGGACGUGGGUGGCCAAGAUAAAAUCAGACCUUUGUGGAGACACUAUUUCCAGAAUACACAGGGUUUGAUAUUUGUGGUGGAUUCCAAUGAUCGAGAACGUAUAGGAGAAGCACGAGAAGAACUAAUGCGAAUGCUGGCAGAGGAUGAACUACGUGAUGCUGUUUUGCUCAUCUUCGCCAAUAAGCAGGAUUUGCCAAAUGCAAUGAAUGCUGCAGAGAUAACGGACAAACUUGGGCUACAUUCAUUACGAAAUAGAAACUGGUACAUACAAGCUACGUGUGCCACGUCAGGAGACGGUUUAUAUGAGGGUUUGGACUGGUUAUCAAAUCAGCUGAAAAAUGCUAAUCGUUAAUUUAUCAAAUCGUCUAACUAAAAAUCAAGUCUGGCUGUAAAAAAAUCCAUUUGCUAGGAAAAUAUUGUUUAUAAUGAAUUAGUGAAUAAGAAGUACUCGUUAGAACGAGUAAUAUCUUCCAUAAACCUCCACCUCAUAGGCAAAUAAGCUCCAAAAUCCGUAUGUUGUACCAAUUUGUCAAUUCAACACUUGUAUAAUUUUUUGAAAUCUGUAAUCAAAGAAAAUCCGAUAUUCUACCAAAUACAAUUUUACCAUGAAGGUAUUUUACCCUUUCCUAAUCUAUGUCACGCAUAUAAGAAUGAAAUUUAUUGGUAAUACAUUACAUAUUAUAUAAUAUCAAAUUGCUUCUUAUUAUUAUUUUAUUGGGAUCGGAAGAAUAGGCAUUUUGCUUUUUGUGAUGAUACCUUCUAGGCAGACAAAUAUGCUGUAUCAUCUUGUACCUAUGUUACUAUAUUUAUGUAUAUCGGAAGGCGUUAACAAUGAAACAUAAAAGUAGAUAAUGGCACCGCGAUAGAGUUUGUCAGUAGAUGUAACAUUGUUACCAACAUAGGAUCAAGGCUAAAUACAACAAACGGAACAGAUUGUGUUAAUAAUUUUCAUAAUUUUCCAUUCAAAAAGUAGGUAUGUAGGUAAAUGUAUCGGCGUGUGUUAUCACUUUUGUUUUGACAUCAUCAGCAUAAUCAAUUUUAGAGUAUGAAUAUAGUUUCUCUAAGCUAUGCUCCUAAAUAUAUAGCAUUUAUAUUCUAUAAUUUAUUUGCUAAAUGUUUUCCGUACGAGUGGAAACAUGUUAAGCCAAUGAUGUCUGUUGCAUAAUUAUUUAUUAAAUUACAUAGUACUGGUAUCCUUUCAUCUAAAGAAUUUGAACAAUGAGAAGAAGCAUUUUUCAAAUUCCAUCCAAUAAUUUAAAUAAUACUUCUAAGCUGACAACAGUUAUAAUACAUAAAAUAGUAGUAAAAUAAUUACAAUAAAAUAAGGUUUAGAUUUAAUUAAAAGUACUUGCGAAUGUAAUCAGUUAGGAUAUUAAUGUUUAUUUUCGUUCAAAAAAAUGGCAUAAUGUAAGAGAUAAUAAUAUUGGUAAGCGGUUUUGCAUAAAAGUUUGCGGCUGAAAAUGUCGUACGACUCUCAAUUUUUAAACAUGUUUUAUCUAUCACCUACUGUCAAUAAACAUUCAAUCGUAUUUUA
Molecule: messenger RNA, 1877 nt
Organism: Folsomia candida
Lineage: Eukaryota; Metazoa; Arthropoda; Collembola; Entomobryomorpha; Isotomidae
Product: ADP-ribosylation factor 1
Exons: 6
Coding region: 147-695 (182 amino acids)
Biological process (GO): intracellular protein transport; vesicle-mediated transport
Cellular component (GO): plasma membrane; cytoplasm
Molecular function (GO): GTPase activity; GTP binding
Source: RefSeq, a predicted model, not a curated record